Pseudogymnoascus verrucosus is the source of this 1508-nucleotide messenger RNA. RefSeq lists its product as uncharacterized. Gene Ontology annotation, molecular function: methyltransferase activity. The transcript is spliced from 9 exons. NCBI's taxonomy places the organism in Eukaryota, Fungi, Ascomycota, Leotiomycetes, Thelebolales, Thelebolaceae. The coding region runs from base 409 to 1431 and encodes 340 amino acids. The record is from RefSeq and is a predicted model, not a curated record.
CAACGCAUGAACCCCUAACACGCCCCCGCCAGCCAGGGUCCCGCCCAGGGUCCUACCCACGGUUGGGCCAGUGAGCGCCACCGCAACCAUUAUAUUACCACACUCGAUAGUGGUUCAACAGUCCAGCUUGGCUGCGUAUUGCAUUUCGCGCAGGGCGAACGAAGCUAGAGGGGCGGAAAGUCCACUGUUGCGCGUCGGCCCGUGAGCUCUCAAGACCCCCAAUUCGCGAGUCCCCAGCGGCCAACAUCUGGCAAGGGUGGUGGACGCUACCCCCACCGCCACCCUGCCUUAAGCUGAUUUUGCUCUCCUCAACUACUUCUUUCCCCGUACGCCACCUCUCCAUCUGACAUCGCACCCGGUGCUAAAAAUCACGCUUUUCUUUUCCGAUUUUUUUUAGUUUUGCCUACCAUGAGCGAAACUAACGUGGCGCCGACUUUAGUGGAGGAAGAUCAUAUUCAGGCCGACGAGACAGCAUAUGAUGACUUUGAAGACGAGGCGAAUGAUGUGGCAAGCGUAGGCGGUAGUUCGUACACCUCCAUCACCUCAUCCAUCCUCCGAGGCGAGAUAGGGGAGGGCGGCAGGACCUACGCCGUCUACGGGAAAGAAGAAUAUGGCCUCCCCAUGGACGAGGCAGAGCUGGACCGCAUCGAUAUGUGCCACGCAAAGUACUACGCAUUGCUUGAGAAGAAGCGCUUCCUCGCCCCGAUCGGAAGCAAUCCUCAGAAGAUCUUGGAUCUCGGGUGCGGCACAGGAAUCUGGUGCAUAGACGUGGCCGAUGAAUAUCCAUCAGCUGAGGUCAUCGGAGUGGACAUUGCACCUACACAGCCAGAUUGGGUCCCCCCGAACUGCCGCUUCGAGCUAGACGACAUGGAGCGUCCGUGGAUGUGGAAAGAGAACAGCUUCGAUUUCAUCUUCUGCCGCGACCUCCUCCUCGCCUGCCGCGACUUUCCCAAGCUAAUCGACCAGUGCUACACUCAUGUGAAACCAGGCGGAUACGUCGAGUUCCAAGCCGUAACAGCCUGCAUCGGCUCCGACGACAACACGCUCCCCGUGGACGGCAGCUUCCAGAAAUUCGCCGACAACCUGAACAAAUCGGCCAAGAUAUUCGGGACGCCGAUCGACGAUCCGCUGCGCUGGAAGGGGUGGUUCGAGGAGCGAGGGUUUGAGGAUGUGACGGUCAAGGUGGUGAAGUUGCCGUGUAACACGUGGCCCAAGGAUCCGAGGAUGAAGGUACUUGGAGCGUGGGAGAUGGAGAACUUGUUGAGUAAUUUGGAGGGGAUGACGAUGAGGGUGUUCCAGAAGGCGUUGGGGUGGACGCCGGAGGAGGUUUCGGUGUUUUUGGUGGGGGUGAGGAAGGAGAUUCGGGAUCGUAGUAUCCACGCAUAUUGGCCUUAUUACAUUGUCCAUGGACGCAAGCCGCUCUCGGGAUAGGUAGCUAUGGUUUAACUCUAUAUAAAGGGCAGGGAUUAGAUAGGAGUACUUCAGCCAGAUAGAUAGGUAGAGCGGAA